This is a messenger RNA of Astrephomene gubernaculifera, 625 nucleotides long. The record is from the annotation of a GenBank genome assembly. NCBI's taxonomy places the organism in Eukaryota, Viridiplantae, Chlorophyta, Chlorophyceae, Chlamydomonadales, Astrephomenaceae.
GUUGAGGGUUCGGUGCGCAUAAGCCAUCUAGCUGUCAAUCGUCAGGCGCCGAAACCUGCCGCCAACAUGGCUUGGGGCCAGGCGGGUGCCCGUGGAAUCGACGACUUGGUUCGUCGCAUAGCCGACAAUGAUCCGAAGCUGCAAUCGCUUACCAUUCUACGUCAGCGGCGCUUCAACCAUGACGACGUGACCGCGCUGGUUCGCGCGCUGUCCUCCAACACCCACCUCACGGAGCUCUACGCCAGCAACCACCCGCUAGCGCCCCGCACUGCGGCGCUGCUGGCGGGGCUGCUGGCGGCGGGCGGCAGCCGCCUGCGGGCGCUGUGCGUGGGGGACGGCAGCCUGGGGGACGAGGGCGUGGCGGAGCUGGCGCGAGGGCUGGCGGGCAGCAGCAGCCUGCAGAGGCUGGACCUAGGAGGCAAGGGUGUGGGCGUGCGAGGUGCGGAGGCGCUGGCUGCUGCCCUGGCCGCCUCCACCUCGCUCUCCCACCUCAUCCUCAGCGCCAACCCGGGCCUCUCAGACGCCGGGCUCGCAGCGCUCUGCAACGGUGCCAGCCCCGCCCCCGCCCCCGACAACAAUAACAACACCAACGGCGAGGGCUGUACGACAGCGGGUCCUCCCUCAC